AUGGAAGACAUUAUCUCCCCAUGUUCUUCACCCAAUUUUUGUCAAGAAAACUCAGCCACAUUUCAACAGCGUCUCCAAUUCAUAGUUCAAAACAGGCCUGAAUCGUGGGCGUAUUCGAUUUUCUGGCAAGCCUCCAAAGAUAGCAAUGACCAAGUUGUUUUGUCAUGGGCUGGUGGCCAUUUCAAAAGCUCAAGGGACUUUGCAUCCAAAAGAAGCAACAAAAUGACCAAUAAUUACCAACCCAAAUUUGGGUUCAGCAAUGUGAAGAGAAAGAAGGUGAAUAACAGAGAAGUUGAAGUUCUUUUCGAUGAAGAAGACAUGGUGGACUUGGACAUGAGUCUUGUUGAUCAUGGAGUUGGAGAUGUUACUGAUUCUGAGUGGUUUUACUUUUACACUGUUUCUUUAACCCAAUCAUUUGCUGCAGGCCAUGGUAAUAAUAGUAUUCUGGGCCGUGCGUUUUGCUCUGGUGGUUUUGUUUGGCUUGCAGGUGACCAUGAGCUUCAGUUUUAUGAGUGUGAGAGAGUGAAAGAAGCUAGAAUGCAUGGAAUUCAAACUCUGGUCUGUAUUGCAACUCCAUGUGGCGUACUUGAACUUGCUUCUUUGUAUGUGAUCAAAGAAGAUUGGGGCCUUGUGCACUUAUCCAAUUCCCUCUUUGAAUCAGACAAUAACAGGGUCUCAAAGCAGGGUAGCCAUGACGGCAAUGUACUAGUUUCUCUCCUGGAGAAUGAGAUGUUUUCAGGAGGUCAAAAAGAUUUGACCAGACAAGAAUGUGGUGUAAAAGAAGCUACGCCUGUCAAUAUAGGUGGAUCAUCAUCAGACUCACCUUCUGAUUCUGUUGGUAAUUUCACUUCUGCGAAUGCAAAAAACAUUCGAUUGAAAAAGAGAGGAAGAUCAUCAAACCAUGGAACUGGUAAAGAAUCAUCAACCCAUGUUGAAGCAGAAAGACAAAGACGCGAGAAGCUUAACCAUCGAUUCUAUGUCCUCCGCUCUGUUGUUCCGAAUGUGUCGAAAAUGGACAGGUCCUCUUUGCUUGCUGAUGCUGUGGCAUACAUCAAUCAGCUCAAAGAAAAAGUUGAGGAAUUGGAGGCAAAGAUCCAAGCACAACCCCAAAAUCCCGAAGUAGGUCAUGUGAGCAAUCUUGAUCAUCAUCAUCAUCACAGCAGCCAAAGCACCGGCUCCAUAGUUGAUCAUCGUAGUUCAAGUUAUAAUAUUAAUAAAGCAGGUGCUGCUCUGGAAGUGGAUGUGAAGAUUUUGGGCUCAGAAGCCAUGAUACGAGUUCAGUGUCCAGAUCAAGAUUACCCAUAUGCUAAAUUGAUGAAUGCACUCAAAGCCCUAGGUUUUCAAGUUUACCAUGCAAGCAUUUCAAGUGUGAAAGAGUUAAUGAUUCAAGAUGUUGUAGCAAGAGUACCUUAUGGGUUCAACAGUGAGGAGGCAGUCAAAACGGGUAUUAUAAAAAUAUGGUACAACUAG
Messenger RNA from Prunus armeniaca (apricot), 1470 nucleotides. The record is from the annotation of a GenBank genome assembly. NCBI's taxonomy places the organism in Eukaryota, Viridiplantae, Streptophyta, Magnoliopsida, Rosales, Rosaceae.